AUGCCUCAGGAUCCAUUCCAACAGAAGAAGGACUCCAUACUUGCUGAAAUCCGAUCUAGUGAAACAGAUUUAUCCCCCAAGGGCACUAUCGAUGAGCUAUGUCUACCUAUUAUGGACCUCAUAAACUCUCAUAAAGACAUGGUAACAACGUCUUCAUGCUCAGGACGAGUAAGUGUCUUUGUCGAGGGGAAUAAAGUUCAUGAGAAAUCAUUGAAAACUGGUGGUAAGGGCGAGGGAGGUCGGUGGUUGUUUGUCACCCAUGAUUAUACUGCAUUACCUAGUUGGAUGGAUAAGUUUAGACAUGAAAUAGAGUUCGAUACAGAGUUCAAAGAAACUCUAACACCUUCUAAGAGAUAUAUUCUCUACAAGUUCGAACCAUUUAUUUUGCAUGUGAAAUGUAGAGACUUUCAAUCGGCUUCCAAACUUUUCAAUGCAGCAAUGUCGUGUGGUUUCAGGGAAAGUGGGAUUGGUAGUAAUAACAUUGUCGCUUUGAGAAUCAACAUUAAGCUCGAUAUACCUAUCGGGUACUUGAACGAGGCAACAAGCCGACUAGUGUUUUUUGUGAACGAGAAGUACAUCGAAUUAAUCGAUGGGCUAGCGCUUGGAAAAUUCAAAGAGAACACAAGAAAGAUGAAAGAGUUGUACCAAAUCAUAGAGAAUCAAAUAAUUAAUCCUGAAAUUACUACUAAAAGCACAAAAGUGAUAGAAACAAAGGAAGAACGAAGGGAACGAAAGAGGAGAGAGGGUCUGUUGAAGCAGCGGAUGCUUUUAGAAACGCAAAAUGCCGAUCUUAUGGAGGAGCUUAAUGAAACACCGUAA
Lachancea fermentati is the source of this 819-nucleotide messenger RNA. The record is from the annotation of a GenBank genome assembly. NCBI's taxonomy places the organism in Eukaryota, Fungi, Ascomycota, Saccharomycetes, Saccharomycetales, Saccharomycetaceae.